Molecule: messenger RNA, 1891 nt
Organism: Diospyros lotus (date-plum)
Lineage: Eukaryota; Viridiplantae; Streptophyta; Magnoliopsida; Ericales; Ebenaceae
Product: calreticulin-3-like
Exons: 14
Coding region: 167-1468 (433 amino acids)
Biological process (GO): protein folding
Cellular component (GO): endoplasmic reticulum membrane; endoplasmic reticulum
Molecular function (GO): calcium ion binding
Source: RefSeq, a predicted model, not a curated record
ACCCAUUGGGCAGUGCGACGUCGAGGCCGUCGCUCAUUGGUCACGUUCUAGAAAGCUGAACGAGCACAACGAAGAGGGCACUUCCGUAAUAAAGAGGCCAAAGGCGGGGCACUUGCCAACCCGAUUUGCUAUAACUUGCCCAACGCCCGAAACGGCACAUCAGCAAAUGGCGGAACCAACUCUCCGACCGACCGCGGCUUGUUCCAAGCGAUCAGUGGCCUUGCUGCUUCUCACUCUCCACUUCUCACUUCUGUUUCACUCAUCCCUCGCCGAAAUCAUCUUUGAAGAGCAUUUUGAAGAUGGGUGGCAGAGCAGGUGGGUUAAAUCAGAUUGGAAAAGGAGUGAGGGGAAAGCAGGUUCCUGGAAGCAUGCUGCCGGGAAAUGGUCUGGGGACCCCGAUAAUAAGGGUAUUCAAACUUCUUCGGAUGCAAAGCACUUUGCCAUAUCUGCAAAGAUCCCAGAGUUCAGCAAUAAAAAUAGAACACUGGUUCUCCAGUAUUCAAUAAGGUUUGAGCAGGAGAUUGAAUGUGGUGGUGGUUAUAUUAAACUACUCUCUGGAUUUGUAAAUCAAAAGAAGUUUGGUGGAGACACUCCUUAUAGUGUAAUGUUUGGACCAGAUCUCUGUGGCUCACAUACGAAGAAGCUACAUGUUAUACUCUCCUAUCAGGGCCAGAAUUACCCCAUCAAGAAAGAUCUUCAAUGUGAGACGGACAAGUUAACUCAUUUUUACACAUUUAUUCUUAGACCCGACACAACGUAUAGCAUCUUGGUUGACAAUAGAGAAAGAGAUUCUGGAAGCAUGUAUACAGACUGGGAUAUCCUUCCUCCUCGGAAAAUAAAGGACAUAAAUGCAAAAAAGCCUGCAGAUUGGGAUGAUAGAGAAUAUAUAGAGGAUCCUAAUGAUGCUAAACCUGAGGGCUAUGAUUCAAUCCCAAAGGAAAUUCCUGACCCUAAAGCUAAGAAGCCUGAUAGCUGGGAUGAAGAUGAGGAUGGGAUAUGGAAGCCACCAAAGGUUCCAAAUCCAGCAUAUAAGGGGCCAUGGAAACGCAAGAAAAUAAAGAAUCCUAACUAUAAGGGGAAAUGGAAGACUCCAUGGAUUGAUAACCCAGAAUUUGAAGAUGACCCAGACCUUUAUGUUAUGAAGCCAAUAAAAUAUGUGGGCAUUGAAGUUUGGCAGGUGAAGGCUGGUUCAGUUUUCGACAACAUUUUAAUUUGUGAUGAUCCAGAAUAUGCAAAACAAGUUGUGGAGGAAGUGUUUGCGAAUAGAGAGGCUGAGAAGGAGGCAUUUGAAGAAGCAGAAAAAGUGAGGAAAGCACAGGAGGAAGAGGAAGCUCGAAGAGCAAGAGAGGAAGGUGAAAAGAGGAGAAGGGAGAGGGGUUAUGAUCGAAGAUACAGAGAUAGGGAGCAUUAUAAAGACAGAUACAGAAGGCGUGAUCGUUACAUGGAUGACUAUCAUGACGAGCUCUGAUCACGCUGUUUCUCAACUCCCUCGUCAAAAGUGAUGUUGGUAGCCUAUAAUAACAGCAUGCCUGCUUUCAUCUGUUGGUUGAAAACUACCAGAUUUUGUAGAAUGUUGUAAGUGGAGUUUUAGAGGAAUUACUCAGGAAAAUGUGUCAUCUCAUCUCUAGAAUUUGCUUUACCCCACAUUGGGACUUGUAAUUUGCUGCAUAUCUUGCUACUAAAAUCCUGCCUGUAGAACUGUUGCUCCUCUCCAACUCCAAAUCGUCUUAAUUUACUGCCUUGGUUUGGUUCCUACACCAUCAAGAAACCUCCGUGUUAACAGUAUAAUCUUAUUGGCAUUUGUACUGUUUGUGGAAUGCCCAAGUAUGCAAAUUGGGCUGUAUAUUAACGCUUGAAUGCCAUUGAAGAAUAACUUUUGUGGAUUGUCUGA